AGUCUUUAAUUUAAAUAUUCAAAAACAAUAACAAUUUUCAAACGUGUAGCCUUGGUCUAUGAUAAAAACGGCAUUCCCUCACUAGUUGAGAGUGUCUAGUAGUGAUAACUUCCUCACGUGUUCCGUAGCCUGAUUUUCGAUUUGUUUGUUUUUCUUUCCUUAUAUCAACUAAUUGGCGGCCAUCGUGUGACUUCCAAUGACUUCGGCACGCGAUCAACAAUUCAUUUCAUUUUAUUUGAUUGCCUCAGUCUUUAUCCAGCUGUAGACGCGCUCAGUUUGAGGUGAAGGCAACGCGACAAGUUCUCAAAAGCAGAAAAAUAAAAGUUAACGCAGAAUGCCGCUCAAAAACUUGGACCGGUUGUUGCCAGGCCUAAGGUGGCUGCAUGGCUAUUCGGCGCAGGAUGCAGUGGCUGAUCUGAUAGCAGGCAUUACAGUUGGACUUACAGUGCUGCCACAGGGUCUGGCAUAUGCAACACUUGCCGGCUUGGAGCCACAAUAUGGUUUAUAUUCAGCUUUUGUGGGCGGCAUCGUGUACGCACUGCUCGGCAGCUGUCGACAGGUGACAAUUGGACCAACUGCCUUGUUGGCUCUGAUGACUAGUCGACACACAGGCCUUGGAUUGGACUCGGGUCCAGCCUACGGCAUACUGUUGUGCUUAAUCUCUGGCAUAAUAGAGCUGGCAAUGGCUGUGCUAAAGCUCGGCGCACUGGUGGACCUUAUAUCGCUGCCAGUCACAGUUGGCUUUACAUCCGCGACGGCUGUCAUUAUAGGCACAUCGCAGCUAAAGGGACUGCUGGGUCUGCGCGGUGGCAGUGGCUCGGAUUUCAUCAACACCAUGCGCUCCGUCUGGACGAAUCUGCAGCAUGUGCGCCAUGGUGAUCUAACUUUGGGACUAGUUUCUAUUACUGUGCUGCUGCUGCUGCGCCGUCUAAAGAAUUCGAAGCUGACGCAGCGCGUAAACAAUUUGCGAGCCAAGCAGCUGCUGAGCGGCAGCAUUUGGGUCAUUGCCACUGGACGCAAUGCACUUGUGGUGCUCAUCUCCAGUAUCUUGGCCUACAGUCAAUGCAAAACCAAGGACAGUUGUCCCUUUAUACUAACAGGCCGUGUUAAAAGCGGUUUGCCAAGCAUAGCGCUGCCCAAAUUUGAAACCUCAAUCCUCGGCAAGAACGGGACGGCUGUGACUCAGAACUUUGAGCAAAUGCUCACGGAACUGGGUCCGUCCAUGCUCAUAUUGCCCAUCAUUGCAGUGCUGGGUAAUGUAGCCAUCUCGAAGGCCUUUGGCGGUACAGGGCUGAGCCCCACACGAGAGCUGGUUGCACUUUCGAUGAGCAACAUCUGUGGCGCCUUCUGCAGCUCCAUACCUGUCACGGGUUCGUUUUCACGUAGCGCUGUAAAUCAUGCGAGCGGCGUGCGCACGCCCAUUGGCGGUUGCUAUACCAGUGUGCUGGUCCUGCUGGCGCUGGGACUGCUUGCGCCUUACUUUCAGUAUAUACCCAAGGCGGCGUUAAGCGCUGUCAUUAUCUCGGCUGUGAUAUUUAUGAUUGAAUUUGAAGUCAUAAAGCCACUGUGGCGUUGCAGUCGCCGGGAGCUGCUGCCAGGCGCUAUAACAUUUGUCCUAAGCUUGGCCGUAGGCGUGGAGAUUGGAUUGCUGCUGGGCGUCGGUGCUGAUGUUUCGUUUCUUGUUUAUCGCGCUGCUCGCCCUGUGCUGAAUGUAUCCAAACUGCAAACAAUUAAUGGACUGAGCUAUAUUUUGGUGCGACCCAAGCACAGUUCACUGUACUUUCCCGCUAUAGAGUGGGUGCGCUCUGGCAUCUCAAAGGCGCUCGCUACGCAUGGCACGGCGCCUAUUGUGCUGGACUGUGCUCAAGUGCAUGAUUUUGAUUUUACUGCUGCUCGCGGCAUGGGCUCACUUUAUAAGGAGCUGGCCAAAGCUAAUGUGCCUUUAUUUUUAAUGGACGCUCAUAAGGAUAUUACCGUAAUUUUAAAGGAAUCAACUGGAAUUGAUUUUCCCACAAUAGACUGUGUUGACGAUUUAGAAUUCAUACUGGAGCUAACGCCAGACUAUGAGUUGCACUUGCAGGUCACAGCGCCACUUGUUGAGUCAAGGAUACAGCAAAAGGAGCUGAGCACUGCUACUGAACUGAGCCAAUUGGCUGCAAAAAGUAUAUGAACAUAUCGUGAACGUCUAAAGUCUGCCAGACUAUAUGCUUUACACAAUUUUAUUUAGUUUAGUCUACUUUCAUUACUAUUACCUUAUUAUCUUAAGUACACGUACUUACUGCCUCUUUGUUAUGCUCGAAUGACUAUAAUUUUACAUAUAUAUGGGAUAUAGCUUUAUGUACCUUUCUAUUAAGUUUGUUAUUAAGUUGUCGCU
This is a messenger RNA of Drosophila busckii, 2374 nucleotides long. RefSeq names its product sodium-independent sulfate anion transporter. Gene Ontology annotation, biological process: transmembrane transport. The record is from RefSeq and is a predicted model, not a curated record. The transcript has 6 exons. NCBI's taxonomy places the organism in Eukaryota, Metazoa, Arthropoda, Insecta, Diptera, Drosophilidae. Gene Ontology annotation, molecular function: sulfate transmembrane transporter activity. Gene Ontology annotation, cellular component: membrane. The coding region runs from base 335 to 2170 and encodes 611 amino acids.